Habropoda laboriosa is the source of this 642-nucleotide messenger RNA. RefSeq names its product protein-lysine N-methyltransferase n6amt2. Gene Ontology annotation, biological process: methylation. The coding region runs from base 1 to 642 and encodes 213 amino acids. Gene Ontology annotation, molecular function: protein-lysine N-methyltransferase activity; nucleic acid binding. Lineage: Eukaryota; Metazoa; Arthropoda; Insecta; Hymenoptera; Apidae. The record is from RefSeq and is a predicted model, not a curated record. The transcript has 4 exons.
AUGAUUGAAAGCAAUGACGAUGAUUUACAAUUAUGUCCUGUGACACUUGCUGCCUUAAAUGAAUUUUUAAAAGAGAAAGAAGAAAGAGAAAAGCAAUUAAAGCACAAUUUGGAAAAUCAAACUUUAGAUAUUGCUUUUGAUGAAAACUGGCAAUUAAGCCAGUUUUGGUAUGAUGAAAAGACAGUUGAUACACUUGUAAAAGGUGCUAUAAACUGUACAGAAUCUAAUGGAAGAAUUGCUUUAAUAUCAUGUCCUACACUUUAUAGUAAACUGAAAAAAAAUGCUGGUGAACGGCAAGUUACUCUCUUUGAGUAUGAUAAACGUUUCGAAGUAUACGGCUCUGACUUUGUUCCAUACAACUAUAAAUUUCCUUCAGAUAUACCCAGAGAUAUGUCGAAUUUGUAUGAUUUAGUCAUAGCUGAUCCACCAUUUCUUUCUGAUGAAUGUUUGACAAAAACUGCUCUUACAAUACAGUUCUUAACCAAGAAAAAGAUUGUCCUUUGUACAGGUGCUAUUAUGGGUGAAUUAGCAGAAAGAUUAUUGGAUGUUAAGAUUUGCAAUUUUAUACCCCAUCAUCAAAAUAAUCUUGCAAAUGAAUUCUACUGUUAUUCGAAUUUCGAUUUUGAUAAAAUGUUAUGCUGA